Clunio marinus is the source of this 2439-nucleotide messenger RNA. The record is from the annotation of a GenBank genome assembly. NCBI's taxonomy places the organism in Eukaryota, Metazoa, Arthropoda, Insecta, Diptera, Chironomidae.
AUGACUGAUUCAAUAAUUUGUCGUGUUUGCUUGGAAAAUUGUGAGAAAACAUCUCCAAUAUUUGAUGAAAGUAAGAAUGGACUGUCACUCGCUAUGAUGCUGAUGGAAAUUGGAGGGGUCGAGGUAUCCAUCCACGACAGCCUUUCAAAAAAUAUAUGUGAAGGAUGUUCAAAAGAAAUGAUGAUAGGACAUGGACUAAGAAUGCGAUUUUUAAACUCAAAUCAACAUUUAAAGAGAGGGACGUCAAAGUUAACAAAAGAUUUGCAAAGAAAUGUGAUUCCAGUCGUGAAAUUAUCAAGGAUUGAUCAAAUCAAACUAAUGAUCAAAGAAGAGGUUACAGAUUAUAAUUUGAUAACAUUUGUAGAACCCGAAAAAGGACUAUUCAUCGAUGAAAAUGAUUACGUUAAAACUGAAUUGGAGGAAUCAAAAGAAGUGAACAUUUUAGAUAAAAACAUUUCUGAAAAUACUUCAUCUAAUUUAUUAAAGGUAGUUAUAAAAAGGAACAACAAAUUUGUGUGUAUGAUUUGUGACUCUUGUCACAAUUCUUGGAAUCUUUGGCAUAAACACUACUCAAAAUCGCAUAGCGAAAUGCCAAACGUCUGCAAAGUAUGUCAAGCUUCUUAUAAAGAUAAGUCUGAACUUAAUCAGCAUUAUAAAAGUAGACACAUGAUUGGAGAUACAUUUAUUUGCUCUAUUUGUAAUUUGAGGUUUCAAAGAAAAUCGGAAUUGUUUGAACAUCAAGAGAAGCAUGUCGAUGACAAUAAUUCACUUGGAAAUUCUAAUAAUGAAACAGGAUUUGAAUGUGUCAAACAUGAAACAGAUGUGACAGAGAAUAAUUUAAUUAAAAAUUCUCCUAAAUAUGACGAUAUUGAAUUGAAAGAGAAUUUUGAUGAUUCUCGAUCAAAUAUUUCUGAUCACGAAGAUUCAAAUUGGAUCUCAGAUACAAGCAACGAUAUUAAGACUGAAGAGAAGAAAAAUGUAUUGAAGAAACGUGACGAUGGCCCUUUGAUAUGUUACAUUUGCUUUAAAUAUUUCAAUUCAUAUUUUACAAAAAAGUCUCAUUUAGAAAAAUCUCAUCAGGAGUGUACAAAAUGUCAAAUCUGUCCUCAAAUCAAAUUCAAAGAUGUUUGUCAUUAUGAAAAUCAUAUGAGGAUUCACGCAGAGGGAGAUUCAAAAAAUGCAACAAAAUCAUGUGAUUUAUGUAAAUAUUCUUCUAAAGAGAAAUAUUGUCUUAUGAAACACAUGAAAGCUGUUCAUUUGAAGAUUAAAUCUUAUAAAUGUGAACAAUGCGAUGCAUCAUUUCGUUAUGAAUCAGAUUAUAAACAACACAAGUUUGGACUUCACAAAGCUCUUCCAGCAAGAUUCACUUGCGAUAAAUGCGACCAAGGUUUCAUAUUUAAAUCCAAAUAUAGCAGACAUUUAGAGAAAUGUCAUAAAAACCCUUCCGUUGUUAAUAAACUUAACUUCCCUGAACCAAAAAAGACUGACGAAGGAGGUUUCAUUUGUUCAGUUUGUGGAAAAGGAUUUCACAAUGACACUGCUCAACGAAAUAGAAGAAAGUGGUACUAUCACUAUCGAAAUGCACAUUAUGAAAACUUUAAUCGAUGCAAGAUUUGCAUGAAGAAAUUUAGUGAAAGGGGAAAACUUUAUGAACAUAUGAAAGUUCAUGGCAUUGUGAAUUUUCAUGUUUGUAAAGUUUGUGGAAUAAAAUUCGUGACAGAGAAAAAUCUUACAUUGCAUGUCUCAAAGGUUCAUGAUGGUCCUAGGAAAAGUUUUAACUGCAAUGAAUGUAGUGAAACAUUCGAUAAAAGAAAUGAACUUAUGAAGCAUGUGAGAAAAGAACACAAAGAAGCCAAAGAUAUUGUGGUAGAUGAAAGAAUGGCCAAAGAUAUUUGCUACAUUUGUAAUCAACCAUUCAAGAGUCACAUUUCGAAAAUUAAACAUGUUGAAACUGUCCAUUCUGACUUUGUUCAAAGAGAUUGCAACAUUUGUGAAAAGAAGAGCAUAAUUUCGCCGAAAGCUUACGAGAUUCACAUGAUGGAACACGUUAAAGGAAAGAAUGAAGUUUGUCAACAUUGUGGACAAAGUUUUGCACUUUUUCGUCAACUUCAGUCACACAGUGCACAGAAACAUGCGGAAAGUAAAAUGAUUCAAUGUGAGAUUUGUGGAGAAAACGUUCACAAAUACAAAUUACCAGUUCACUUAAUUAAACAUAAUGCUUCAAAGUUUCAUUGUGAGUUAUGUGACAAAUCAUUUGCAUCAAAAAUGCUCUUAUGGAAUCAUAAAUUUCGUGAGCAUGGCGCAGAUCCGAAAUUAAAUUGUCGCCAUUGUGGAGAAGGUUUCGUUUUAACACGUGCUUGCAAACUACACGAAGAGAAAUGCAAAUCGGGAAUAGUUCCAAAAAGAGGAAGACCAAAGGAUUCAAAAGUUCACGUUUAA